AAGGAACGACUAUCUCCUAAGCCUAAGUUGAAGCCAAAACCACUAUCUCCUAAUAUACGCCUAGGCAAAAGGUCUGCCCCGCCUAUAUUCGUAGAGCCUAGUGGGAAGGAUACUUUUAAGAAAUACUAUAAGUGCGAUCUAGCUAGCACUAUUGCUAUAUAUAUUCGAACCUCUAAUAGCCGCGCCGAAUGUUUCCGCACCCCUAAUGCGCUAUAUAAUCUUUGCGAGUUUGAUCCACUUACACUAGUAGCAGUUAGCUACUAUUAUAUACUAGGCUCGUACCUCGAUUAUUCUCGCCGGACCUACCUAGCCGCUAUCGAGUUUCUCUCCGCGACCACCUUAGCUAGCUCUUUUGAGGAGCUAAAGAGAUGCCUAGGCGAUCUAAUCGGACUUAUAUAG
Molecule: messenger RNA, 399 nt
Organism: Penicillium cinerascens
Lineage: Eukaryota; Fungi; Ascomycota; Eurotiomycetes; Eurotiales; Aspergillaceae
Exons: 6
Source: RefSeq, a predicted model, not a curated record